GGGAUUUGCUGGGUGUAGUGGUGUAACCCUUUAACCCUCACGCUAGAAGACAUUGCAAACUGUAGGACAGCCUGGACUAUGUAAGAAAAAAAGAAAAGGAGAGGAGAGGGGAGGGGAGGGGAGGGGAGAAGAGGGAAGGAAAGGAAAGGGAGUGGAAAAAUGUAGUACUUGUUUGAUUCGAAAGUUACAUGGGUUUGGUUGUUUUUAAGAUCUAAUCACCCACGGAAAUAUUUUAUUAUGCCAUAUGAAACCUCAGACUCUAGUUAAUGCCCCCAGCUUCUUGAGGUCGGGGACUGUGGCUACAAGGACAUGCAGGCUCUUGGAGAACUGGGUUCAAGUUCUGGCCUUACAAGAGAUCUAUGAAUUAAGCUGAACCAAUGACCUUACAGAAAACACAAUCAGUUUCAGCACAGGUGGCUUCUGGAUGAGACGUUGGGGCCUCCAUAUAGAUCCCAUAGUAGGUACUGAGGCCAGAGCUUCCAAGGAGAGCCUCAGCAUGUUUGAUGAUGGGUACCCACAGUCAGUGCCUACCCAGAGUGCACUGCAGGCUUGGAAGAAUUACCUCUAAGUUAUUUAAUAGUCAGUUGAAAUUAUAGUUAAGCUUUUUUCUAAAGGUAAAUUCACCAAGAUGAGCUUCCUGCAAUAUCAGACAAUAGGAAGACAUGCAUUGUAAACUGUGUAUCUUUUACCCAGAGUUAUGCAGCCCUCCAAUACCAUGCUCUGUCAGUGUUAUGUGAAUCUGAAUGGAGGGGGCAUGGAACAUUAGCAUCUCCCCUCUCAAGGAAGAUAUUCCUCUAACUAUAGGAAGAAAACUCCAACAGCCAGACAGCAUCUCUGGAAGCCAUGUAGUCAAGGGGAGUGAGCCGUGCUCUGACUCCUCCCACAGAACUCAGGGUAUGUUUCAGGCCACAAGAGAACAUCUUGUCAUACGACAUUGUCAGAGCUAGACAUGGGGCUGACUUGUUAUUGCUGUUGCAUGGUGAAGCAGGGUUCAUCAGGUCUCACAGGCAAGCAUUCAGUGAAAGGGAUGAACACAGAAGGGAGCAUGACCGAGAGGCUAUGGAUGGAUAGCUGGUCCUGUCCUGCUCCUUUCCAGGCCUGAGUUUCCCCACUGUACACCUGGCAAGGGUGAGGGGGUGGGGCUGUGUAGUUGUCCUCUAAGAUCCUAUCCAUUUGUAAACGCAGUAGAGCGUACAUCCUAUGUGCCACACAUAAAGUCGGGUGCUUGGGAAAGACCAUUGGAUUAGGCCUGUGGGUAGAGUUAGGAAAAUUCCGAGAGCGCUGGAGAAUGGGUGCAAAGUUUUGUGAGUUUAGGCUGGGCUUCUACAAACACUCCACCUCCCGAAAUGUUAAAACACAGAUGUUGUGUACAUAGUGAGGGGGCCUUCAAGAACUAAAGAUGGUGGUCCCUCCACAGAUUUGCUCAAGAGAGCUUCAGCAGCCACCCCUCCCCACCCCGCCCUAGCUGGCAGCUCUUGCUCCUUACAUAACUGUUCUUUUGAAAACCAGGCAACAAAGCCUUCAGAAAAGAAGCUAUUGAUUAUUAAAGUUAUUUGGAGGUUGAAAGACUCGUAAUGAAGUGGUUAUAAUUAUUCCUGUUAUGACACAUCCUUUUCAGGGCUUGGAUCUGAGAACAUUUUGCUUGCAUUGACUCAGUCACCUUCAUCUCGGAGAGAAAGGCAGCGAGCUGGAAAUAGCUCGUGUGCAGGGAGAGACCAGGAGUCAUGGAAAGGGAACAGAGGGAAGGCAAGUCGGGGGAAAGAGGCAGAGGAGCCCAAAGUGGCCAGCUAUAGCCUGCAAGGACAGCCGUUGCAAUCUGUCCAUUGUCCCUGCCCAGAGACAGCUGUGGCCACCAGAAGACUUCUGCACUGAAAUGAUAUUGUGUUCUUCCACAUCAGCGGACGGGCCUUCUCUGGUUAAAUGCACACCCUCUGUGGAAAAACACCCUCAGCGAAUGGGGAAAACACUUGGGAAAUACAAUCCUGCUUCUGUUUUUCAUAAUAACAAUGCUAGCAUUUAGCUGGGCAAAGAGGCCCAUGUUUGUAAUUCCCAGCACUCAUGAGGCAGAGGCAGGAAGAUCUCUGUGAGUUCAAGACCAGCCCAAUCUAAAAAGCAAGUUCCAGUCUAACCAGGGCUAAUAGUGAGAGGCUGUCUCAAAAUAAAUAAAUAAAUAAAUAAAUAAGUAGAUAGAUGAAUGAAGAAAUAAAUAAAUAACAAAUAGCGAAUAUAUACUGAGUACCUGCUUGGUGUCAGCCCCUUCCUCUUUCUGGGGAGGUGUCUUACAUCAUUACAGCUGGUCUUAAAUUGGUGACCUCCAGAACUGUCCCACCUAAGCCUCUCCUGGCUUUAUUUUAUCUCAUUUUAUUUUCGCAAAGUUUCAUGAGAUAGACAUGACUAUUAGUCCCACUUUACAAGCCAAGAAGCAAAGGUCUGACUUGCACAGGUACACUUAGUAGGUAGCAGAGCCAGAACUGGAAACCCAUUUGAAUAACACUGGGUCUCCAUAUGCUGCUCUUGGCUAGGGUUUCCAGGCCAAGCAUGGGUUGAUAGGGAAGCCCAGCAAGACACACAAGGAUUAAGUGUGGGGGUCCGGGCAGCAUUACUUUAUGAAUCUGAUAGGACAGUUAAAUUGGGCAUAAUUUGGAUCUGAGCUUUAUUUCUCCAUUCACAGUAUGACCUUUGACCUUUAGGUGCACCUCUUUGUCCGAUCCCUGCAGACACAUUGUUUUUGUUCCAUAAACAAAAACCUACUGAACCUGACAUUUUCAAGAGUCUGGGAUGAUUCUGAGGAGAACUGGACAGGAUGCCCACCCUGGAGAAGCCUCUCCUGAAGCCUCCCAGACCCGAGAUGGUGACCAUGCUGUUGCUCCUGGCUACACUGGCAAGCCUCUUCACUGCAGCCAAGGGACAAAGUUUCCAUCUUGGGAAAUGCCCAUCUCCUCCAGUGCAAGAGAAUUUUGACGUGAAAAAGUAUCUCGGAAGGUGGUACGAAAUUGAGAAAAUCCCAGCGAGUUUUGAGAAAGGAAACUGCAACCAAGCCAACUACUCGCAGAUGGAGAACGGGAACAUCAAAGUGCUAAACCAGGAGCUGAGACCUGAUGGAACCGUGAACCAAGUUGAAGGUGAAGCCACUCAGAGCAACCUCUCAGAGCCAGCCAAGCUGGGAGUCAAGUUUUUUGAGUUGAUGCCGUCUGCACCGUACUGGAUCCUGGCCACCGAUUAUGAGAACUACGCUCUUGUCUACUCCUGCACCACCAUCAUCUGGCUCUUCCACGUGGAUUAUGCCUGGAUCCUGGGAAGAAACCCUUUUCUUCCUCCAGAGACAGUAACCUACCUGAAAGAUAUCCUCACUUCUAAUGAUAUAGACAUCCACAAAAUGACGACCACGGAUCAAGCGAACUGCCCCGACUUCCUGUAAAGGGAGGGGUAACCACUCCGGGUUACUCCUAUGCUUUGCGCUCCGCGGCUCCACCCCUGCUCCUCAUAAAGACAAACCAAGCAACCGUGGCAAGUACCGAGGGAAAGUUUGGCCAUAGAAGCCAAGGGAGGGGACUCAGGGAAAGUUGACCCAAACCCAGCCAGACCCCACACUGUCACUCCGCUAGCCCAAUAAUAAACAUUUUGCUGAUCAGCUGUGUUCACAGUGGAUUCUGAGUUAGGGCUAUUGUGGGAGACUCAUUAGAAGCAGAUGGUGGGAAACCCUUCAGUGGUUGUGUUUAGAAAAACAAUUCUGAGCUGCCCUAGUUUCAAGGUAGGAGAAGGCCGACGGCAAAGUUUGUUGAGUUGGAUCCAGGGUCCCACUCCACUGCAGCUACCCCUCUGGAGGGAAGGCUGGGAGGUUUUCAUUUCUGUCUGGAGUCUUCCUUAAAGUUACUUUCUCAUCAGGAAGUCUUCGGAGUGCUGCCAAAGAAUGAGUGUCCUGGGAGGGUCUGUGAAAGGAAGAGAUUCUGUGAGGAGAAGACAAAGGAAUUUUAAAAAUGAUACAAACAUUUCUCUUUCCCCAUUUGUGUUUACUGAGGUCCAGUUGCAUUCCAGCCAUUGAAAAAUCCGAGUCCCUCCCUGCCCACCCCAGAAGCUUCAGACCAGUGAGAGACACAGCAGGGUAGAGGGCACCAUGGGAAAUCUGAGAACAUCACACCCCUUCAAGACAGAGGGUCAAGCUUGGACAGUCUGUCUAAAAGCUUCAAGGGCAUUCCCAAGCCCCGGCUCCACUAGGAAGUCAGGAACAACCUGGUGCUGUUUUCUAACCCUGUGACUUUUAAAAUCAAAU
This is a messenger RNA of Alexandromys fortis (reed vole), 4270 nucleotides long. It is a transcript of the gene Apod, whose product is annotated as apolipoprotein D. The record is from RefSeq and is a predicted model, not a curated record. Gene Ontology annotation, cellular component: cytoplasm. Gene Ontology annotation, biological process: lipid transport; tissue regeneration; brain development. Gene Ontology annotation, molecular function: cholesterol binding. Lineage: Eukaryota; Metazoa; Chordata; Mammalia; Rodentia; Cricetidae. Bases 2804 to 3418 code for a protein of 204 amino acids. The transcript has 5 exons.